Messenger RNA from Hyaloscypha bicolor E, 1580 nucleotides. Its product is annotated as FMN-dependent dehydrogenase. NCBI's taxonomy places the organism in Eukaryota, Fungi, Ascomycota, Leotiomycetes, Helotiales, Hyaloscyphaceae. The record is from RefSeq and is a predicted model, not a curated record. The coding region runs from base 62 to 1177 and encodes 371 amino acids. The transcript has 10 exons. Gene Ontology annotation, molecular function: FMN binding; oxidoreductase activity.
GAAUUUCAACUUUUUCCUAUUUUAAGUCUUCUUCAACAUCCUGCUUUACUUGACGUACAAGAUGGCAAAUCGCCAUGCUGCUCUCGAUCCUCGUAUACUCACAAUCCGUGAUCUGCAGGAAUCUGCAUCCAAGAUCUUGCCCAAGAUGUACAGCGAAUACUUCAACGAGGGAUCUAUGGACAUGAUAACCCUCCGAGAUAACGAGGAAGCUUACAAUCGCUAUAAGCUCCGACCUCGAAUUCUCGUCAAUGUCUCUAUAAUUGAUAUGUCGACUACCAUUUUCGGCACAAAGGUUUCUUUCCCAUUGGGGUUUGCUCCAGCAGCCAUGCACAAAUUAGCUCAUCCAGAUGGGGAAGUAGCCACUUCUCGUGCGGCUGCUAAUAAUGGCAUUGCGAUGGGUCUUUCAGCUUGGUCCACGACUCCGAUGGAGGAUGUGAUCGCCGAGGGGAAAGGGAAUCCUUAUGGUUUUCAAGUCACCCUCCUGAAGGACAGGAACAUCGCAUUGAAGAUGGUGAAACGUGCUGAAAAGAGCGGGUUCAAAGCAAUCCUCCUGACGGUCGAUGGUGUGGUACUGGGGAAAAGAAUAAAUGAGCACCGGAACUCCUUCAACAUUCCAGAAGGUAUAACUUUCCCCAACAUCGAAUCCAAGACCAAUGCAGCGUCUGUUGAAGCAAGUGAUGAUGGCCUGAAUUACGAUACAACUCCAGAUUGGGAAACCGUCAUUCCUUGGCUGAGAAGUAACACAAAAUUACCAAUUUGGGUCAAAGGUGUUUAUACACCUGAAGAUGUCAGACUGGCAAUCCAACACGGUCUUGAUGGUGUCAUUAUCUCCAACCACGGAGGAAGACAACUGGACAGUGCGCCAGCAACUCUCGAUGCAUUGAGAGAAUGUGCUCCUGUUGCAGCUGGGAAGAUUCCCAUUGCUAUCGAUGGUGGGAUUAGGAGAGGCACUGAUAUAUUCAAAGCACUUGCUCUUGGAGCUUGCUUCUGUUUCGUGGGAAGGGUGCCCAUUUGGGGGCUGGCUCAUAAUGGCGAGGCGGGAGUCGAUUUGGCAAUUAAAUUGCUGAUGGAUGAGUUUCAGACCACCAUGGCGUUAGCUGGAUGCAAGACAGUAAAAGAUAUCUCGAGGACUCAUCUCUCUAUUCUGAUGCCUGACGGGAUUUUAGCCAAACUCUAAAUCAGAUCACUGAUAUCAACUUUCGAUUGAUAAAGAUUUCUUUCAAUUAAGAUCUGCGUAACUUCGAUACAUCAAGCAGAACUGGCAGUCGCCUAGUACCUAGGUAGGACCAGCACUUCCAUAAACCAUUCCUAGAAUUGGUCUAGUAGGAUCGGGCCUGUCGGAAAGCUCACAAGCCCCUUAGCCUCCUUGAUAUUCGUCUGCAGAAUCUUCAACAGUCCAUAUACCAUCUUUAAGUUCGGGGCCGGGACAGCCAGCUUCUCUGCUUCUCUCAGAGGCUCACCGACGAUGUUCUCGAAUUCCAUAAAAUUCCCCUUCUCAAUAUCCUGCUGCAUACUCGGCUUGAAAUAAGUGUCCUCCGGAUCACAGUUUAUCAUAUCCUCUACAAUACUCUCCGGCAAUA